CAGGGGACACCAUGUCAGGGGUCAUUCGUAAACAGGAAUAGAUUCAACACAUUUGUUGAUAGACCGCUAAGGCGGUCACUACUCCAAUCAUGCGAAGCAAGUUUUUCUGUGUGAUUUUUGUGAUUUUUUACAAUUUUCCGCUGUAUCGACAAGAUUCGAUUGAGAAUAACACCAUUCUUAAACAGAAUGUUUCCACGACGGAGACACCCAUCAAAUCAAGACUUUUGUAUGAUUACCAAACACAUGCAGUCGCCUUUAAGGAUCUCAUAGAAUCAAAAUGUAUUUUGGAAAUUCUUAGUGGAAACGACAGCGUCAUUACCAAGUGGAAUUUAAAUGGAAGAAGAGGUAGCAUAUCAAAAGAUUUCCUCCACAACGAAUUAUUGUCAAAACGUCAGAUAUGGAGAUUAGCUGGUGACCGGAUAACUGAAUUUUGCAGAGGGUUUCCCACAUAUCUCAUUAAAAACAAUGCAGACCUAACUGAAAACCAGGAAAUUAUUCUUAACGAUUUACCGAACUAUAUAAUUAAAAACCGAAGAAAAAGAACUACAAGUCAUUAUUUUCAAGGACGAGUGAGAGGUCAGACGCAGUCUCAGUAUUUAAAUUUUGGAAAAUCAGAUGAACCUGGAAAAGCUGAAGCUGAAUCUACUUAUGAAGGAUCCAAAGCAGUUGUUAGUGGAAGCAAUGGAAUGGGCCAGGCUCAAAGCCAAAGCCUUCCUUUCGGUUGUGACGAAUGUUAUGGCAGAGAUCAAGAUCAAACAAUAGAACUACAAAGAUUACCGGGAGGAAGAAUUCCAGAGGCAAUUAUUCAAAGACCCGGUGGUACUGAUACGAUAGGAAAACCAGGAUGGACUGGAGGCAGUGGACACGGUGAGCCUGAAUUAACUGGGCGUCCUGGACAAGCUACCGGUCCAGGACAAGUAGGAGGAUGGACAGGUCAAACCGGUAGGCCAGGUCAAGUAGGAGGAUCGGGUUCAACAGGAGGUGGUCAAUAUGGAGGAGGGCCUAGCCAACCAAAUAUGCCAUCACGAGGUACAGGAAGAGAUGGAUGGCCAGGCCAAUCUGAAGGUGGAGGUCAAACAGGAGGCUGGCCUGAACAAAGUGGUGGAUGGCCUGGUCAAACUAGUGGAAUUAGACAACCAAGUGGAAUGCGACAACCAGUUGAAACGGGACAACCAGGUAUAAUAGGUCAACCAGGUGGAUACGGCCAGCCAAGUGGAACAAACCAACCAGGUGGAAUCGGGCAACCUGGAGGAUAUGGACAACCAGGUGGAACAGGACAACCAAUUGAAACGGGACAACCAGGUGUAAUAGGUCAACCAGGAGGAUAUGGACAACCAAAUGGGGCAAGACAACCAGGUGGAAUCGGACAACCAGGAGGAUACGGGCAACCAGCUGGAACAGGACAACCAGUUGGAACGGGCCAACCGGGUAUAAUAGGUCAACCAGGAGGAUAUGGACCACCAAGUGGAACGGGAUACCCAGGUGGAACAUUGCAACCAGGAGGGUAUAGACAACCUGGCAGCCCUGGACAAUCAGGUGAAAUAGCACCACCACGUAAAAUAGAACAACCAGGUGGAAUUCAGCAACCAGGAGGAAUAGGGCAAUCGGGCGGUUACCCAGGAAGACCUGGCGAAAUACCACAAACAAAUGAAUGGCCUGGACAAGCUGGAGGUAUUCCACAGCCAGGAAGGUGGCCUAGUCAAACAACUGGUCAGACCGGGACCAACGGACAAAGAGGUCCUGGUCCAGUUGGUGGAGUAGAUCAAAAUGGAAUACCGAUAGAGAGCUGGCCGGCCAAUGUAGGUGAAAAACCAGGUAGCGUCGGGGAUUGGCCAGGUCAACAAUGGCCAAGUCACGUAGGCGGAUCUGCACCAGGUGGUACACAGCCAUCUGUUCCAUUAGGUACUACUGGGCAAGAUCAAGGACCUAGACAAACAGGUGGAUGGCCCGGAUCAACCGGUCCACAGCCACCUUCUCAAGUAGGUACUACUGGGCAAGGACAAGGACCUAGACAAACAAGUGGCUGGCCCGGAUCAACGGAUUCACGUAAUCCUCCACUUAUUCGUCCAGAUCAGUCUGGUGGUUCCGGACCUACUAUAGGACAAAUAUCUAAAUAUCCAUAUGGUACUGGAGUAUUUGGAGGUAAAUUAAGUGGAGAUUAUCAAGGGCAGCAAGGUAACUACGGUAGAUUUUCAGGUCAAUUUUCUGGCCAAUACGAAGCUUAUGGACCUCAAGGUCCACCGCGACCAGGUGAGUUAGGAUACGGACAACCAGGUCAAUUAAGAUAUCCAGAAAUUUCAAGUACACCACCAACAGGUAGACCUGGACAAGCAGGAACCGGUACUAGACCUGAUCAAGCAAGUGGUCCAGGACAAACAGGUGGCUGGCCAGGACAAACAGGUGGUUGGCCAGGACAAACAGGUGGUUGGCCAGGACAAACAGGUGGUUGGCCAGGACAAACAGGUGGUUGGCCAGGACCAAUAGGAAGUCCAGGACAAAUAGGAAGCCCAGGACAAACGGGUGGUUGGCAAGGACAGGUAGGAAGUCCAGGGCAAAGUGGUGGUUGGCCUGGUCAGGGACUAGGUCCAGGAGUUACAGGAGGUACAAACGGACCAAUUAGUAGUUGGCCAAGUCCAGUUGGAAGUCCCGGACAAGGUGGAAAUUGGCCUAGCCCAGGCAUCCCGGGAAAUGUUGAUGGGAGACCAAACACUGGCUGGCCCGGAAAUUUAUUAACCCCAGGACAAGUACCCGGACCUGUACAAUCCGGAGGAUGGCCUGGUCAAAAUGGUGGUAGUUUGCCUGGGCCAGGGCAGAUAGGAACUACAGGACAAACAGGAGGAUGGGCUCAAACUCCACCUUCGGGCACUGCUGGAGGUGGAAUUCAAACAGGUAAUUUGCCCGACCAAGGAGGAAAUGUAGGUCCUGGUGGGGGUAGCCCAACUGGCGGUUUGCCUAGUCCAGUAGGUGUCCCAGGACAAAAUAUUGGUUGGCCCGGUCAAACUGGAACUCAAGUAUCUGGUUAUCCUGGUCAAAAUGGACAAAGUGGUGCUUGGCCUGGACAAGAAGGUGGAACAAAUCACCCUGGCUGGUCAGGUCAACCAAGUGGAACAGGUCAAUUAGGUGGUUGGCCUGGACAAGUAGGAACUCAAGGGGGUGGUCAAGGUGGCAGCACUGGAGCACCAGGUCUAACGCCUGGGCAAACAGUAGGGGCCGGUCAAGAUGGUGGAUGGCCUGGUCACGUAGGAGCUCCAGGACAAACUGGUGGUGGAGCCGGUCAAGUUGGCGGAUGGCCUGGUCACCUAGGAGCACCAGGACAAACUGGCGGUUGGCCUGGUCAGGUAGGAACACCAGGUCAAACAGGAGGCUGGCCUAGUCAAAGUGGUCCUGGUUCUUUUGUAACAGUACCUGGUCAGACGGGGGGAGGAACUGGAAAUGUACCUGGACUAAUCGGUGGACCCGGCCAAGCAGUUGGUGGUCAAAUUUCCGCCGUAGAAUCAGAUGAUUCAGAUUCACAAGUGCAAACUUCCGUUCAACACACAGAAAACGGAACAACGGCUGAAGCUCAAGCACAAGGAGUCUUUGGCGGAGGUACUGCACAGUCUCAAGUUUCUGGAACCUAUUCUGGAUCUGGUUCGUUUAGCGCUUCUGCGGGGUCGGAUGAUGGUAAAAGAGGUGCCCAAACUCAGGUAUCUGGUGCAAAAGAGGGAGCUCAAAGCUCUGCCCAGGGAAGAGGCGGUGUAGGUCAAUCACAGUCACAAGUUGUUUUCUCGCAUGAAACUGGCCAAACCAGUUCAAGUGCACAAAGUGGUGGUAUUACCCACGGUACACAAUCGCAAGUACAAGCAUCAGAAAAAGGAGGCCUAGCUGACGCACAAUCGAAUGGCCCUGGAAGUACGUCGUCUCAAGCUCAAAUUGGAUUUUUACCGUAUGACGAAAAUGACGCUGAUAACGGCACAGAAUCAUUUAUGGGAGGAGGUACUGCUGGAGCACAAAGUGGCACUCAUUCCGGAAUGUCCCAAUCUCAAGUUCAAGGAAGAUUUAAGUAUGGAGUAAAAUAUACAGGAGCUGCACAAGCUGCUUCCGGAGGAACUGGAUUUGGUAAAAAUUUUACUAAAACUGGCCCGUUUAAUCCAACAGAAAUUGAUUUUAAGGUUGCAAGAGAGAAACUGUCACAGAAACAAGUUCAACGUGCAACAACAGUAUCAAAAACUAAUUCAAAAAGUGUGCCCAUUCCUGAUGAACCCAGUCCAUCCACAACGGUGAAAGCACCCAUAAAUGCAAAAAAAUUAAAUUCAAAUUCAAACCAAUCAAAUAAAAAAGAUUAUGAUGACGAGUAUUACGACGACUAUGAAGAUGAAACUGAAAAACCAAAAACCAGAAGCAUUAUAACACAAUCUGAUCACAAUCAAAGACAACACAUUAUUUUGGAUCCAUUGGAAGAUCUAGAUCUAACUGUACAUCAAAGUAAAGGUGAACUACUUAAUGAGGCUACCGUUAUUCAACCAGGUGAAACCGUUCCUGGUAUUCCAGGUUAUAAAAUACCCCUUGGAUUUAGAGGAACAGUAAAAUCAAUAGCAAAUGGCCCAAAUACGUACGCUAUUGGUAAAAAUUCCCAUGCUCAAAGCGUUACUCUUUCUCCUGGCAGCGGAAAAAUUAUUUACAAAAAACCAUUUUAUGCAGUUACGUCAAAUACUCAUUCAACAAAUGGUCAAUAUGGUUAUGGAUCUGGAUAUACGUAUCAACCUGCUUAUUCACCUGUCAAGUACCAAUUAAAAAGUGGCAAAACAUUACCAAAUUUUGUUUCUAUGACUAAAUCCGAGACAGGAUCAAGAAAUCUAUAUACUGGAAAGAAAACACCAAGCGUGUAUUAUACCCAAUCGUCUACAUGUGGUAUUUUUACCAAUCAAUGUAUAUUUAAUGCGGGUCGAAAAUUAUGUUUUCCUAAAGCUAAAACAAACCCCGAUGGCACCAUAAUGGGGUGCUGAAUGUAUUUAUAUAUAGAUUAAGUUAUUAUAAUAAAAAACUGUAAAUAUAUUAUUGUAAAUCUU
Messenger RNA from Diabrotica virgifera virgifera (western corn rootworm), 5048 nucleotides. RefSeq names its product collagen alpha-1(III) chain-like. The record is from RefSeq and is a predicted model, not a curated record. The transcript has 5 exons. The coding region runs from base 90 to 4985 and encodes 1631 amino acids. NCBI's taxonomy places the organism in Eukaryota, Metazoa, Arthropoda, Insecta, Coleoptera, Chrysomelidae.